AUGGAUCCUCCCGUGGGACAGACGUUGUUCGAUCGCCCCUUACGUGGCGUACAACAAUUCGGGUUCGAUACCCGCUCUGCUGAAGCUGCCAUUAAUAAUGUGGCGAGCCCUGUCCGCAGACGGUCAACAAGCGGCGAGAUCCCCAGUGACACUACGGGAGUAGCGGACGCUCUUGAAUACGAUUUCGAACCCAUUGAAUACACGGAUGGCCUUGACUCGAGUCAUUGUAUAUUCACAGAGAAUCAGACCGGCGGCUCGCACCAGCGCACAUCCUGGUCGGGCCCGAAGCUUGAAUUGCGUGGACGCACCUUGUCCAUUGCUAGUCUUGUCAACUGGUCGGGGUACAAGCGUGGAAAGCAUAGAAUUGCCUGUGAGGCAGAGCUGCAAGUUACUGAGCGCAGGGUCGAUCCUUGCAUCAUCGAAAUCCACACUGAUUUCCAACUCUUCGCUGCAGGAGUAACGAUUGCAUCUUGCAUCUGA
Molecule: messenger RNA, 480 nt
Organism: Penicillium oxalicum
Lineage: Eukaryota; Fungi; Ascomycota; Eurotiomycetes; Eurotiales; Aspergillaceae
Exons: 3
Coding region: 1-480 (159 amino acids)
Source: RefSeq, a predicted model, not a curated record